Moesziomyces antarcticus is the source of this 4002-nucleotide messenger RNA. RefSeq lists its product as uncharacterized. Bases 1 to 4002 code for a protein of 1333 amino acids. NCBI's taxonomy places the organism in Eukaryota, Fungi, Basidiomycota, Ustilaginomycetes, Ustilaginales, Ustilaginaceae. The record is from RefSeq and is a predicted model, not a curated record. Gene Ontology annotation, cellular component: phagophore assembly site; TRAPPIII protein complex; cytoplasmic vesicle. Gene Ontology annotation, biological process: protein localization to phagophore assembly site; endoplasmic reticulum to Golgi vesicle-mediated transport. The transcript has a single exon.
AUGAGCGACCUUCGGAUCCAUGCAGCGCUGUCGCCGCGCGUAGCAGUGCUCUCGAGUCCCGAUGUGGACCGGGUGAUCCAGUUCAACGGCAUCCCGGAUCUGUCGACGCUGCUGCGGCCGUUCGAGUUCUCGGUGGAGCGGCUGUCGGUGCGCACCUCGCAGCUCGAGACGCGCGUCUGCGAUCGCUUCCCGCUCCGCUUCGAUCCGUACUCGAUGUUCAACGCUCAGGCUGCGCGUGCGGUCAAUCCGGCAGAAGAGCUGCUCGACCAGGUCAACCAGUUGAUCGCCACCAACAUCAAAAAGUGGGAUGCUCAGGUCCCAAAGCCGAAUGCAGCUGGACAGCAGCACCACACAGGAUCGGACAAUGCGUUCAACGAGCUUGACGACAAGGAAGCAGCAGGGAAAGCACUGGAAGAAACGCUGGCCAAGCUGCAGCGAGGCUCGCUCGAAGAGACAACGCCGUGGUUCGCUGCCGUCCAGCAGCUGGCGUUUAGCCAAAGACCCGUUUGCAAGCACGAAACAUUCGGACAUCCGGUCGCGGUGCUUCUCGCGGUGUCGUCCGCAUCGCCGGAUCCGAUGAACGACUUUGCCAAGCUGUACGAAGUCACCUCGCAGGCGUCGCCGUUCCCCGCUCAGCCCUUCAUCAACACGGACGUGCUCAAGUACUACGUUCUCAUCCAUGACGUGCGCACGUCGGGCCCCGACCUGAGCAGCUCAAAGGAGAUGCUCGAGCAGAUCAAGAAGACGUACGGCCUGCACUGCUGCCUGCUGGCCAUCAACAGUGCUCCGGACGACAGGCCCGCUGCGCCCGCCAAGCUGGCUGCGCUUUGGUCGCCCUACGUGCCGACCUUGCCAACUUCGCCGAAUCCGAUGAGCCCACCGGGUGAUCCGACGCGCGCAAAUCUGGCUGCUGUGCUGGACGAGGAGGACGUGAAGCGGAUCAAAGGCUUUAUCCGCGAGUUGACCGCGCAGUCGAUCGUGCCGUUCAUGGAGCGCUAUGUGCAGCACAUGGGCGAGCAUCUGGCCAACUCGCGGCGCGGACUGACCAACCGGCUGUUCGGUGCGUCGCGCAAGCUGUUCGGCGGCGUCAGUGUGGGUGGCUCGAGCGACAAGAGCGGCAGCGGCUCCUCGACGCCCGGUGGGCUUGCGACUUCGGGCGGGUACGAUGCGCAAAACGAGUGGUAUCCGUACACCUCGAUUGAGGCGCAGACGCGGCGUCUGGCGGAUUUCGCCUUUACCAUCCGCGACUACAAGCUGGCUGCGUCCAUGUACGACCUGGGCCGCAAGGACUUUGCGGGCGACAAGGCGCACAGGCACUCUGCAGCGGCGACCGAGAUGUUUGGGCUGUCGCAUCUGAUGAUCAUGUACACGGCACGCAGUGCGCCCAUCGAUGUGGACAGCUACCUUGCGCAGGCGUGUCAGGAGUACACUCUGCGAUCGGCGGCGCGUGCAGCGCCCGCGAUGGACGAGAACAACGCUCUGCGCGCCACGCUGCUGUACUACGAGGCCUACCGGAUGCUGGGCUAUCUGCGACCGGCUCCGGCGGGGCUGCUGCGCAUGUCGCAGCGCUCGGACGAGGUGCUGGCGCCGCUGUUGCUCGAGCAGGCGGCGCUGGCGUGUUUGCAGCUAAGGCCGCGUGCGGCGCUGCGCAAGUACGCCCUGCAUCUCGUCAUGGCCGCGCACAAGUACCAGGCGUGCGGGCAGAAGGCGCUCUCGUUACGCUGCUAUGCAAAUGCCGCCGUCGUGUACCGCGACAAGGGCUGGACGCUGGUCGAGAACCACAUCGAACACGAGCUCGGCAUGCAGGCGUACAACGACGGCGAUUCGGACACCGCGCUCGCGCACCUCGUGCGCCUCGUCCGCCCCAGCGCCAACUCGAGUGUAGAGCACGACACGUUCCUCAAAGCGGUCCAGACGGCGUACAAGUACUCGGCGCGCGCGGGAGAGCAGCCAGACUCCAUCCCAGGCGCGGCUGCAACCGCCUUGGCCCUGCCCGUACCUAUGUUCGAUGCGGCGUCGGCGUCGCUGCGGUUCGUGCCCGAGUCGAGCGCCUCGGCGACGUCGGCGGUGGACGAGGAGGUGUGGGAGCGGCUGGAGGAGCAACUGGUGGCGAGUGGGUUGGGCGAGCGAACGCAUGCGGACGGGUCGAAGAGCAGACGCAAGAGGCCGACGAGCAAAACAUCGACGCAGGCGAGGGAAGUGCCCGUCGGCCAGACGUUCUGGCUCGAGAUAGCACUGCACAAUCCGCUCGGCGUUGAACUUGCUGUUGACCAUAUCCGCCCUGUGCUCAAGCACGACACUCCCGAUCAGGACGAUUUCAGCGAUGUGGAGACGGAGGAUCCGGGGCGGAUGGUGCUGGGCGCCUCUGAGCAUCGACGGAUCAGCGUUGCGAUGCGAGCGAGCAAAGAGGCCAAGGCGCUGCGCGUGGCCAGCGUGACGUUCCGGCUGGCGGAUGCGAUCGAACUCGUGCAGCCGCUGGUGAAAAAGGGGCAGCGGCUGAAUGCGACCAAGGAGCAGCGGGCGGCGGUGGUGUAUGGGCGCGAGCUGAGCUUGGCGGUGUCAGUUCAUGCGGCGCGCCCGACUCUGACUGCACGCAUCGUGCAUGCACCCGCGCACAUGCUGCUGGGCGAACAAGCGCGGCUCAAAGUGGUGUUCAAGAACGAGGGCGGCGCGCCGAUCGAGGACUUGCGUGCGCUGUGCGACCAACCGGAACUGGCGACCUUCGACGGCGUGCCUUCCAGCGCAGAGGACACGACGAUGGCGAAUCACAUGGACCCGGCGGGUCCGGAGGAUGUACUGGGCAGCGGGCAGCUUAUGCCGGGCGAGGAGGUGGAGCGGUGGCUGGCGGUGCGGCCCAACCGAACAGGCGCGGUGAGCAUCGCAUGGCUGCUGCCGUUCUCGUCUGGCGAUGGCGAGACGUAUCUAUCGCGGCUAGCGCUGUCAACCAAGGUGUCUGCGGCGCUGCAGAUCAACGUCACCACGGAGCCGGAGCGCAGCACGGAAUGCAGGCACGUGGUGACGGUCGAGGCGACGAAUCGGCUGAGCAGCGACGAGAUCCGCGUGGAUGCACUGUCUCUGCUCGGACCCGGCUGGAAGCUCGCGAAGUCGUCUGCGAUGCCGCAAAGUGUGGUGAUUGCGCCGCUGCAGGUGUGGCGCGAGCAGGUGUUGGUGGAAGCCGCGAGCGCCGAGGGUGGCAUGGACGAGUACACGGCCACCAGGCUGCAGGAUGUGUUGCUGAGCCGAGACACGCGGCGUGCACGUGCGGCCGGCGUGAAGCUACACCUCACCCGUGUCGCAUAUGCUUCCGAGUGGGAUGGAUUGAUGCUGGGACUGCAUCGGGAGGCUCGCAAGGUGUGGCGUAGCCGGUGGCUUGGUGCUGCAUUCCCGACGCUGGGUGCACGCGACCGGCGCGACGCCUUCACGCUGUGGGAGCCACGCGACCUUGACGUGGUGGUGCACUUUGCGCUGCAGCCGCGCACCGAGAGCAGCGCGCGUUGCGGUCAGGUGGCGGUAUACGGGCUUCAGCCCGGCCCGCUGCGCAGUCAGAUCCGGGCCAUCACGCAUCCUCGCUUGGAGCAGGGUGCGGGCAAAGCGGCGGUGCGCAGUCUGUACGCCGAGACGAUCAAAGAGAAAGCGACGGUGCUGGCCAACAUCCUAGCGAGCCGACUCAACGCCGAUCAAAACCCGGCCGUGAUCCACGCCACGCUCGCUUCCACGGAGGACAACGACGAGGCGGAGAGGAGGUACCGCUUUGUGGUUCGCAACUUCUCCGACGCCUACGACGUCAAGGUCGCGAUCCAGCUGCACGACGACACGGACGCAGACGGAGCGAGGUGGACGGGGCGCAAGACGCUGCGCUGUGCCCUGGCGAGCGGGGCGGUGGCCGAGCUGAUUGCGACGCGCAGCGAGACGCCGGGCGUGCAUGGCGUGCGGUACGGCGUUGUAGCGGAGACGUACGGCGCCGAUGGUGUGCCCUUCGCGCGCUACACCGAGCAGCACUAG